AUGUGCUCGUCAUGGGCUGCUGUACACAUAUACUCUACACUUUACAACAACAAAUACCCAGGGUACUCUUUAAACAUAGAAGUGAGAGAGUGCUUAGAUCGUAUGAGAUUCAUGCUAGUUCAACAUGUUCAGUUAGCAUAUAAGCUUUUGAAGAUGUGGCCAUCCCUCGCUAUAGGAGCAAUUUUAAGAGACUUAGAGCACUCUGAUGAAUUUCUAAAAACAAUAACUCAAGAUCUUCCUUUCUCUUUAAAGGCAACUGACUUUUACAAGCAUGAAGUCAGCACCAUAAUGGGGCCCACCCACGCCAUGAUCAGUCUAGACAUCAUAGGGUUAUGGAAAACCAUGGGUCACCCGAUAGUGGACAUGGAUGAGACUACCAAGUCCUGGAUGAAUAAAGGACUCGUUAUGAAACAGGACCUAGGAGAAGCUGCAGAGGACAUCUGUAACAUGUUUAAGAAGGAGUUUUGCAGACAGUUUUAUAAGAGCCAUAACAAAUGGCCUGCCGUAUCACUAGGUUUCAAACUAAAUCCUCACAUCCGAACGUGUAUACUAGAGAAUGAGUGGGGGAGACAUCAACUCUAA
Molecule: messenger RNA, 582 nt
Organism: Parnassius apollo (apollo)
Lineage: Eukaryota; Metazoa; Arthropoda; Insecta; Lepidoptera; Papilionidae
Source: the annotation of a GenBank genome assembly